Polyodon spathula (Mississippi paddlefish) is the source of this 2566-nucleotide messenger RNA. Its product is annotated as leucine-rich repeat-containing protein 3B-like. Gene Ontology annotation, molecular function: protein binding. The transcript is spliced from 4 exons. NCBI's taxonomy places the organism in Eukaryota, Metazoa, Chordata, Actinopteri, Acipenseriformes, Polyodontidae. The record is from RefSeq and is a predicted model, not a curated record. Bases 857 to 1678 code for a protein of 273 amino acids.
GAACUCACCACCACAGCUACUGAGAAGCGAAGACUGCAGGACUCUACGCACGCACUCAGUUACUGAUACCACUGACGACUAAUCAACCGGUGAAGGAAACCAAAUACAAAGAUCUAAGAAAAACACAAUUUAAACAGGAAACAAACUGAUAGCUGUAUGGAUUGUGAAUAUAAAAAAAAAAUGCUUUUUUUUUUCAAUAACAUGACUCGACCAUUUUUUUGACAAGACAUGCACGUAACUCGGUUAUUUUGGCAAGAACACGGAGAUACAAUUGUAUUUUUUCAUUGCCUUUUCUCCUGUUAUUAUUAUUAUUAUUAUUAUUAUUAUUAUUUAUCAUCUUGUUCAUCUAUUAUUCAUUUUUCGUCGUUUGGACGGGGGACGGGACGCGAUCGAUAGUUAUUUAUUAUCAAUUUUAAACCCGCUUGAAAACGCUUCGUAGCUUCGCAAUGACGGAGACGCCUCGAUAGUGCGCUCGAGCUUUUUCGGUUGGUUUUCAAACUGCCGAGUGUUUAAAGCGAAGACCCUCGAGGGCUGCACGGGCUGCACGGGCUGCACGGGGCGAGCGCAGAGAGAGCGCAGAGAGCCGGGGCGGCCGCUGCUUCUGUGGAAAUCCUGACUCGGUUUCACUCGAGAACCCCCCGUGCCAAUAUUAUACGAUCGUGACAAUUAAACGCAGUUCAAAUCGUGGAAGCGUGUAUAUGACGUCUGCCAGAUUCAUUGAGCGAUAGUGUGUGUAUGUGUGGCACCUCCUGAUUGGCCUCAAAAGGGCGUGUCUUUCAUUCCCCUCAACCCUUUCGGGGGCACCCCCCCCCCUGAUGCUCUGGUCUUCCCCACAGGAGCAUGCCAGUAUCCCACAAUGCUGCUGCUGCUGCCGCUGCCACUGCUACCGGUCUGGCUCCUGCGUCACUCCGUGGCUCUGUGCCUGAUCCUGCUGCACAGCUCCGUUCUCAUGACUUUCUGUUUCCACCACGCCUCCACCAGCUGCUCCAAGGGCUGCUACUGCUCCGAGGCUCCGGCAGGGGCUGGGGGCGGGCGGACGGUGCGCUGCAGCCAUGCCAGGCUGGGGGAGAUACCCCGGGACCUGCCCAACGACACCCAGAGGCUCUACCUGGACUUUAACCACAUCUCCUCGGUCCCUGCCAACGCCUUCGAGGGGCUCCCCCUGCUGGCUGAGCUGGACCUCUCCCACAACGCCAUCGUCAAGCUGGAGAGCGAGGCCUUCCGCGGCCUGGAGGAGCGACUGAAGCUGCUGGACCUCUCCGCAAACCGACUGAUGUCUCUGAACAGGGAGGCAGUGGGCAGCUUGCGCUCUCACACCAACCUGUCCCACAACCCGUGGCACUGCGACUGCGAGCUGCAGCACGUGGUCCCCUCCCUGGAGCUGGAGCCGGCCUCUCUGGCAAGCAUGGUGUGCGAGACGGCCGUGCCCGAGGAGCACGCCGGCAUGCCUUUCCUGCUGCUGGCCCACGACGUGGACCUGUGCAACGUGGCCCGCAGAACCACGGAUGUGGCCAUGCUGGUCACCAUGUUCGGAUGGUUCGCAAUGGUCAUCGCCUACCUCGUCCACUAUGUGUGGCAGAACCAGGAUGACACGCGGCGCCACCUGGAGUAUCUCAAGAGCCUGCCGGGGCUCCAGCGCAAAUCUGAGGAUUCCUCCACCGUCAGCACUGUGGUGUGAGAGGAGGCGGGCUUUGUAGGGGCAGAAACACAGGUCACGCUCCCCAAAUAUAGAAUGUCCAAUCAUUUAUUUUCACCCUCACCGCAGCAAUUCCCCACACAGCUGCUCACCCUCACCGCAGCAAUUCCCCACACAGCUGCACAGGAGAACUGAAGAUUCAGCGGCUUCCUCCGAUCCCAUGACUGAGCCAGCUUCUUCUUCCACACCCAGGACCUCGAGAGCGGAUGUGCGAGAUUCCAGCCUCUGGACGACAAAGGCGAGCCCUGCAGGAGUCCGCUCUAAGCUCACUUGGGUGCCUGGCCAGCUAGGUUCCGCUGUAUUGUGUUUCUACCAAUGCAACGCUCCCUCUGGAAUACCCAGCGAAGAUCUGCGCACAGCCAGGUCGUGACCCUGCACUGCCCUGACUGUGUGACUCCCCCUGCACACCACGAGCUGUGCUUUUACCAGGGGAGACCCUCGGGGACCCCUGCACUGCCCUGACUGUGUGACUCCCCCUUUUGAACACAUGAAACCUUUUCUUUGAGCUGUUGCCGUAACCCUAACCCUAACCUUCAUUAAGAUUAGGGUUUGGGCUGAUUUAAAUCUUAAGCUCAGUAUUGGGAUUUGCUCAGUUGGCCCAUUCGCUAAAAAGCCCGGCCCGUCUUUCUGCAACCAUUCCGGGAGCCCAGAGUGAAACUGACGCCAUGUUGGAUUUGCAGCAGGGUCCAGCCAUGUGCUGUGCUACGGUGAGUUUGAGCCAAGAGCGCAGCCACCAGGAGUCAGUUUCCAAACCAUGUGUUAAUUCUGUACCUGUAACAGAUGUUUGUCUCUGACACACAAAAAUUAAAAAAAUUACAGUCCCCCCCCCCCUCCCCCCAUGCUUUUCCCAUGGUUGUACUGUGCAUUUUC